AUGUCCCAGUUAUGUUACAUUUUAGAUGCCUCGUGCAUGGAAAAGGGUAUUGGUAAUGUCAAGAGAUGGUGUGAAGCCGACCAGGCUCGCAAGUUCUCCCGGUUGAGCCUGUAUAUUCCGACCUUCACUCUUCAAGAACUAGACUUUUUGAAGUAUCGCAGAAACAGCUACACUGCAAAGGAAGCACUCAGGUUCAUCGACGGGGUAGAUUUCCCUGAAAGUGUGGACCUGAUAAUUGAGUUCCCAGAACUGCUGGAUACCAUACUGUGGUCUGAUGUGCUGGACCGUCAAGUUAGCGAUCUGCCCGAUUUCGAUCUGAGACCCAACUCGCCGCAUUCUUUGCCCCGUCGCUUGAGAAAUCUGCUCAAGAGCUGCACCUACAAAUGCCAUUUCGAAGGUAGCAAUAACCAAACCUGGGUUUUGGUGACCGAAGACGCCCAAAUACGACGUUUGGCUGACGCCUUUGGCAUUCCUCAUUGCUCGCUCGUUUCUGCAGACCAAGAAAUUUGCAGAAAGCUCGACAAGCGGGCAUUCAAACAAAACGCUAAAUUCAGCGACUACCUCAAGAAGAAAAGUGUCAAGGACUCCUCGGGCGGCAAGGAGGUGUACCGUGCCAAGUUCGACCAGGCCAUGUAUGCAAGUCGCGGUCCUGGCAACCUCUGGACACCCUAG
Molecule: messenger RNA, 672 nt
Organism: Lachancea meyersii CBS 8951
Lineage: Eukaryota; Fungi; Ascomycota; Saccharomycetes; Saccharomycetales; Saccharomycetaceae
Source: the annotation of a GenBank genome assembly